Molecule: messenger RNA, 1301 nt
Organism: Mercurialis annua (annual mercury)
Lineage: Eukaryota; Viridiplantae; Streptophyta; Magnoliopsida; Malpighiales; Euphorbiaceae
Exons: 2
Coding region: 240-1286 (348 amino acids)
Molecular function (GO): zinc ion binding
Source: RefSeq, a predicted model, not a curated record
UGUAUGCCUUUUUUAAAAUGUUGUAACCUGUUUUGGAUGUGUAGUUUGGGUUAAUGGUAGGUUAUUGUUUUUGCUAGGGACUAAUACCUGCUAUUGAGACCAUAUUCCCUUUUGCUGAGCAUAGGUUCUGUGUUAGACACAUUCUAACCAACUUUAGGAAAACAUUCGAGGGAAAGGCCCUUAAGGACUUACUAUGGGCAUGUGCCAGGGCUCCAUACAGUCAGGGUUAUGACAAAUGUAUGACAGAAGCAAAAGAUAUCUCCCCUAGUGCUUAUGCUUAUCUACAUGGCAUAAAAAAAGGCAAGUGGACAAGGUCUCAGUUUAAUGAAUUUUUCAAGUGUGACAUCUUAUUGAAUAAUUUGAGUGAGAGUUUUAAUCAUGUUAUUCUAGAUGCUAGGACAAAAGGUAUCAUUACUAUAAAUGAGAUGAUUAGGACAAAGUUAAUGGUAAGAAUUCAACAAAAAAAAGAUAACAUGCUUAAGUUGGACAGUUUGUAUUGUCGAAAGCCUUUGAAAAAGUUUGAGAAGGGAAGGCAGAUGAGUUGGUUCUACAAGACAAUUUGGUCAGGAGGGCAAACUUAUCAGGUUUUUGGAUUUGAUGGUCAGUUUGUGGUGGAUAAGGGGCAGCUUACAUGUACCUGUAGGAGGUGGCAAUUGACAGGCAUACCAUGUCACCAUGCAAUUGCAGCUUUCAAUGAGAAUAAAGACAUCCCACAGAACUAUCUACAUGACUGCUAUAAGGUUUCCACAUACCUUAGAACCUACAACCAUCUGCUAUCACCAAUCAAUGGGAUGGAACUUUGGCCCAAAAGUGAUCACCCACCAAUAAUUCCUCCAAAGGCAGUGAAUUUCAGGACAGGUAAAAAGCAACUCCUACAAAGAAAGGAAGAUGAUGAGCUGCAAAGGCCUUCUGGCAUAGUUAAUGGUAAAGAAUCAAAAAAGGGAGGCAUUUCAAAGUGUUCAUAUUGUGGUCUACGAGGGCACAACAAGAAAUUGCAUGAAAAGGAAGGUUCAGCUGGUGCUGGCUCAAGUAGAAGACCACUUGGACAUGUAGCUUCUGGCAUCCCUCCACCUGUUGCUGCUAGAGCUGAGCAGGAACCUGAUGCUCCCACAGAAGACAUGCCUCCUGAGCCUCAAGAGAUGGAUGUGCAAGAUGAAAGUUUCUAUGAGCCUCCUGCUCCUACUCAAGAUGAGCCAGAUGUAGCCACUCAAGACACUCCUCCACCUGCAGCCACUCAAGACAUGCCUCCUCCUGCUCCUACUCAAGAUGAGCCUGAGGUAACCUAGUUGUUUUUUACUUUA